This is a messenger RNA of Dissoconium aciculare CBS 342.82, 863 nucleotides long. RefSeq names its product PC4-domain-containing protein. The record is from RefSeq and is a predicted model, not a curated record. Gene Ontology annotation, biological process: positive regulation of transcription initiation by RNA polymerase II. Gene Ontology annotation, molecular function: DNA binding; transcription coactivator activity. NCBI's taxonomy places the organism in Eukaryota, Fungi, Ascomycota, Dothideomycetes, Mycosphaerellales, Dissoconiaceae. Bases 261 to 833 code for a protein of 190 amino acids. The transcript is spliced from 3 exons.
GAAGCCGAGGGUGCGCAUGACGUCGCGCGUGUGAAUGCAGACGCGCAUCCGCGUCCCACGCUCCGAGUACAUCGGAGCUGCUCAUAAAGUAUGGGCAAAAAGUCAUUUGUCAAACCAGACCUCCCAUGAUCUGAACGAUCUUGAAUCGACAGUCAUUGUGAUUGAAAUACCUGCAAUCUGUGGAAAGCGUAUCGACACCGCUGCACAUUUUCAAGACAAGAGACAAGACUCCCGCCCCGGAAGCAAUCGAACCGGUCAAAAUGCCAAAGCCAUCAGCUUCACGCAAGCGAGCUGCUGAAGAAGACUACGACUCCGACGAUGGAUUCGUCGAGAAGGAGAAUGGCAAAGCUCCCAAAGCGAAGAAGACCAAGAGCUCAAGUAAUGGUGAUAGUGCUGGCGCACUCGUUGAUGACGAUGGCAAUGAGUACUGGGAGAUUUCAGCCAAACGCCGUGUACAAGUGUCACAGUUUGGCAAAGGCACAUUCGUCAAUAUCCGCGAGUUCUAUGAGGCGAACGGUAAAACACUACCCGGAAAGAAGGGCAUCGCACUGCCCAUCGAGCAAUUCAACGCUCUAGUAGAACUGUUGCCUGAAAUUGAGAAAGCAUUGAAACCCAAGGCCGGAGAUCUGCCCAUCUCUCGACCACGUUAUGAUGAGGAGGGCCCCAAAUCGGCGGCUGCCAGCAAUGAGCAGAAGGAAAGCAAGGAGCCCGUCGCAUCCGACGAAGACGAGACAGUCGGUGACGAUAAAAAAGGAAAGCACAACGACAGACCGCAGAAGCGUCAGAAGCAAAAGGCGAACCACGAAGCGACCAGUAGUGAGGAUGAGGGCUGAAGCGAGGUCAACGACGGAAUUUGCGGUAGA